Molecule: messenger RNA, 5463 nt
Organism: Dictyostelium discoideum AX4
Lineage: Eukaryota; Evosea; Eumycetozoa; Dictyosteliales; Dictyosteliaceae
Gene: pikH
Exons: 2
Coding region: 1-5463 (1820 amino acids)
Biological process (GO): phosphatidylinositol-mediated signaling; phosphatidylinositol phosphate biosynthetic process
Molecular function (GO): kinase activity; transferase activity
Source: RefSeq, a predicted model, not a curated record
AUGGAUAAUUAUACAUGUAUUAAUGAUACCACUAUUCAACAAUUAAAAAAUCAAAUUUUAGUAACAGAUAAUAGUAUAGGAAAUAACUUUUUAUUAAGUUUAUCAGAGAACGAUAGUAGUCAAAUUAUUAAAUCAGUAGGUUGGACAAAAGUUUUAUCAAUUGGAAAUCUACUAAAACAAACUACAUUAAACAAACCAAAUGAAGUGAAAUCAAUAAAAUUAUAUAUAGUAUCUUCUUCUACUUCUACUUCUCCUAUUAACAUAAAUAAUAAUAAUAAUAAUAAUAAUAAUAAUAAUAAUAAUAAUAAUAAUAAUAAUAAUAAUAAUAAUAAUAAUAAUAAUAAUAAUAAUAAUAAUAAUAAUAAUAAUAAUAGUAAUAGUAAUAGUAAUGUAAUAAAUAGAUUUAAUCAAUUCAAUUCACCAUCGCCACCAUCACCAUCUAAAGUAAAUUCAACCAAUAGUAUUGAAAAUAAAUCUACCAAUACUACUAAAUCAAUAAUUGAAAAUUUUAAUAUAAAUCUAACAUUAAAUUCACCAAAUUCAAAUGGUAUAAUCAGUAAUAACACCUCCACUUCAACUUCCACCUCUAUCAGUCACAGAAAUAAAAACCACCCUUUAAGAAAAUCAAAAUCUGAUCUCGAUCAAUAUUGGAAAUUAGCACAAAUACAAGAAAAUAAUAAUAAUAAUAAUAAUAAUAGUAAUAAUAGCAAUGAUAGUAACACUAAUGUAAAUAAUAAUAACAUUAACAAUAUCAUUAAUAAUAGUAAUAAUAGUAAUAAUAGUAAUGGUAGUAAUAGUAAUAGUAAUAGUAAUAAUACUAUUAAAAAUAAUAAUAAUAAUAGUAGUAAUAAUAAUAAUAAUAAAAGUAAUAAUAAUAAUAAUAAUAAUAAUAAUAAUAAUAAUAAUAAUAAUAAUAAUAAUAAUAAUAAUAAUAAUAAUAAUAAUAAUAAUAAUAAUAAUAAUAAUAAUUAUUAUAAAAAUAAUAUGAUAGCACCCAAUAUGCCAGGUCAGUUGAUUUAUCAACCUACAGCGAGGAAUACAGAGAUUAAAUCAACAUUAACUUAUCAACAAACUAAAUCACCACCAAAAAUAUCAAUAUCACCACCAUUACAAUAUCAACAACCACAACCACAAUAUCAACCACCACCGCCAUUACAAUAUCAACAACCCUUUAAUGUAGUCUCAACCACUACCACCAAUACUACUACCACCACCACCACAUCACAAGCAACGGCAACAACAACAACAAAUAAACCACUUAAUCAAAUAAAUUUAGAUGUAUUAGAUCAAAUGUUGGGACAAAUUCCUCAACAAAAUAGAGAACAACAAAAGAAAAGAUCCACAAGUUUCUCUUCUCAUUUUCCUUCAACAUUUUUUGGUAUUAGUAGCAGUAGUAAUACAUCAUCACAAUCAUCAUCAUCAUCACAAUCAUCAAAGCAUUCAUCACAAAAUGAUUAUUAUCUAUCAUCAAAUGAUAUUGAUAAUAUAAAUUAUGGUAGACAAAGAAAUGGUUCAAUUUCAUCAACUACCUCAACAUCAACAAAUAUUAUUGGUAAAAAAAUAUUUGCAUCAUUAACAGAUACACCUAUAAUCUAUUCAGGUGAACUUUAUAAAAAGAAUAGAAAUUUAAAUAUUGGUUGGAAGAAAAGAUUUUUCAUAUUAACCGCAACAAGUUUAAUUCAAUCAAAUUCGUCAAGUGAGCAACCGAAAUCUGAAAUCAUAUUAUCCAAUUACAUUUUAAAUAUUACAAGUGAUUCAAGUGCAAAAUUUUGUAUUCAAUUAACACCAAAUACAACUACUACUACUCAACCACCCAAUUUAUUAUCAUAUUUAUUUAGUGUUGACACUUUUGAACAACAUAGAGAAUGGAUAACAGCUUUCAAUAACUCAUUUAGGUGUCUAGAUUAUUCUAAACCAAUUGAUAUUUCCAAUUGUUCACAAUUAAUAACAAUGUCAUCAUCACAAUCGAAUAAACAAUUUCAAUCGUCAUUGGAAAUUGAUUACCAAAAGAAAUUACCAUCUACAUUUAGAGUAUCUUAUCAAAAUGAUGAAAUCAAUUAUUUUAGAUUUAAAAUGUCACGUUUAUUAAAAGAAAUUCAACCAUUCAUUUUUAAAUCUUUUAAUUUAUUAUCAGUUGAUUUAAUUAAUUCAAAUUAUUCUUUAAUAAAUCAAUCAAUUCAAAUUGAUAAUCAAAAUAAUAAUAAUAACAAUAAUAAUCAAAAUAAAAGAAAAGCAAUAAUUAUUAAUAAUAAUGAUAUUAAUAAUAAUAAUAAUAAUAAUAAUAAUAAUAAUAAUAAUAAUAAUAAUAAUAAUAAUAAUAAUAAUAAUAAUAAUAAUAAUAAUAAUAAUAAUAAUAAUAAUAAUAAUAAUAAUAAUAAUAAUAAUAUUAAAAUUUUAAAUAUUAAAGUAACACCAACUAUAAAUCCUACAAAUAAGGCAGCAACAACAACAACAACAACAACAACAUCAUCAAUAUCAGUAAAGGAUAAUUCAAAUAUUGGUGGAAUAUUAUCAAUUAAUAAUUUUAAUGAAAAAUUUUUAAAAGUUAUAAUUUAUCAUAAUGGAUUAGUUAUAAAAUAUAUGGUUAGUAUUGAAUCAACAUUUGAAAUGAUAUUGAAUGAAAGAGUUGAUUUAUUUGGUGAGAAUGUGUCAAAUAGAUUUGGAUUAAAGAUAUUGGGUUCAAUGGAACAUAUUUUCAAUUUAAAGAUAAAGUUAAAGGAUACAGUGUAUGUUAAUAAAUCUGUUAGGUUUAGAAAGAAAUUCAAAUUGAAAACUGUUGAUAUCUCACUUCAAAAGUAUUGCUUCAUACCAAAUGUAAUGAACUCAUUAGAGUGGAGACAGUUUCAAGAGAAGAUCAAUUACCAAUACGAUAUCAAACCAUCCAAUAACUCAAAUAGUAGUCAAAGUGUGCAUUUAAUUGAUUUGACAUCUGUUUCAAUGCCCGUAUCGUUGCCAAAGUCUUUGACAGAGUCUAAACUAAUCAUUGAGAUUAAAUCUGUGGAAAAUAUAGUACCAAUACUUAAACGUUAUUAUCCAACGAGUUAUACUAAAGUACCAGUUUAUGUUGAAAUUCAAAUUUAUUAUGGUGAUUUAUUAUUAACAAAGAAUAAAACUUCUUCAAAAGUUAAUAUAUUAGAAUGGAAUGAAAAAUUAUAUUUUGAUAUAAAUUUAAUUGAUUUUCCAAAAGAGUGUACAUUUUUAACAAGUAUUUAUUCAAAUGAAUCAUCUUCAACAAUAAUACCAACUUUAAAUCCUGGUCAAUCAUCUUCUACAUCAACAACAACGACAAAUUCUUCUUCCUCUUCUGCUACUACCAAUACUACUUCAUCAUCAUCAACUAUUUCAUCAACUACUUCACCAUUAUUAAUGCCACUGGAUAUACUUUUAGCUCAAUAUCCAUUUCAAAUUCAAUCAAUUGAAAAGAAAAAAAUAUUAAAAAAUAAUUUUGAAAUUAAUCUUUUACCAAUUUUUGAACAACAACAACCAAUUUAUAUACAACAACAACAACAACAACUACAACAACAACAACAACUACAACAAGAAAAUCAACAACAGAACCAACAUCAAAGUCGUGGUACAUUACCAAAUCAUUCAUCAUCAGUUAAUUUUAUAUCAAAUGAAAAUAUAAUUUUAAAAUGUACAAUACCAAAUAUAACAAAUUCAAUUUAUUUUAAAGAAGAUUCAAAUCAAAAUUCACCAUCAUUAUUAUCAUCAAAUUCUUCUUCUUCUUCUUCUUCUACUACUACCACUACUUUUAGUUCAAAUAAAAAUUUAUCACUAUUAUCAUCAUCACCAUCAUCAUCAAUAAAUUCAUUUAGAAAACAAUCAUUUUCAACAUCAUUAUCAAAUGAUAAAUUAAAUAGUUUAAUUGAAAAUUUAAUGAAAUUUGAAAGAUCAAAUAUUAAUGAAAGUGAUAGAUCUAUACUCUGGGAGAAUAGAGAAUAUUGUAAAAUUAAUUAUCCAAAUAUAUUACCAACAUUGUUAUAUAAUUAUUCGAUUCUAUCAUGGAGUAGUAGAGUUGAACUUUAUAGGUUAUUAAAAGAUUGGCCAAUGAUCUCACCAUCGUUUGGUUUAGAAUUAUUGUCAAGUGAUUUCAUUGAUGAUAGAAUUAGAGAGAUUGGUGUUCAAUCGAUUAAUCAAUGGCCUGAUAAUCAAUUAUCACUCUAUUUACCUCAAAUAGUAUCAAUGUUAAAAUAUGAACCAACCAAUUACUCUGCUUUGGUUAAUUUCAUUGUUAAACGUUCAAUUUGUAAUCCUAUAAAAAUUGGUCAACCUGUAUUUUGGUUAUGUUCAAAUGAAAUUUCACCACUUGAAAAUAAAAAUCAUAUAAUAAUUCGUUAUAAAUUAGUAAUGGAAAUUAUAUUAGAAGGUUUAGGUAUUGGUGUUAUAAAUUCAACAACAACAACAACAAAUAAUGAACAACAACAACAACAACAACAACAACAACAACAACAACAACAACAACAACAACAAAAUUCAAAUAAAUUUGGACAAUCAUUAGUAUCACAAUAUUUAUUAUUAAGAUUAUUAAAAGAAAUUAAUAUUGAUAUUAUAAAGGAACCAGAGAAACAAAAACAAAUCUUUGAAACUAGAUUAUCAUUAUUACCAAAAGUAUUUACAUUACCAACUCAUCCAUAUCAAGAAUUUAAUAGUUUUGUAUUGGAGGAAUUAAAAGUUAAAGAUAGUAAUGCCGCUCCAUUGUGGUUAGUAUUCUCUUCGAUUGAUAAGGAAGCUGAUGAUACAAAAAUCAUAUUUAAAAAGGAUGAUGUACGUCCUGAUGAACUUUGUCUUCAACUAUUCUCAUUAAUGGAUAGUAUAUUGAAAUCAAAUGGACUAGAUUGUGAAUUUACAAUAUUCAAAUGUUUAUCAGCAAAAAGUGGUUUAGGUCUAAUUGAAGUGGUGCCCGAUUCGGUGACAUUGGCAGACUUCAUGAGAGAUACCACAAAGUAUCCCUCGAUUGAACAAUGGUUGAAAUUAAAGAAUCCUCCAAAUUCAACUCAACAUAUUGAUAUUUUCAUAAAGUCUUGUUCGGUUUAUUGUGUCGCAACUUAUCUAUUGGGUAUCUAUGAUAGACAUAAUGAUAAUUUAAUGGUUAGUGCAACUGGUCAUUUCUUGCAUAUCGACUUUGGUUACUUUUUGGGUAAAGUAACUAAAUUCCUAAUGUUUGAACGUGAAACGGCACCAUUCGUUCUAACAAAGGAUAUUGUGGCUAUGUUAGGUUCAAGAGAAGAAGAAUUCAAAGUUUUAUCUUGUAAAAUUUAUAAUAUCCUUAGAGAUAACUCAAGACAACUCUUAAAUUUAAUUCCAUCUCAACAAGGUAAACAAUUAGUAAGAGAUAGGCUACAAUUAGAUUUAUCAAAUAUUCAAGCUGAAAAAUACUUUUUACAAUUAAUUAAAGAUAGUAAAAAUAAUUUAAGAAGUGAAUUUAAUAAUAAAUUUCAUGUUUUAAUUCAUCCUAAUUAA